AUGACCAAAGAGGUUGAGUUGGCUGCACAAAUGAGGGAUAUAACUCGAUGGCUUCUAGAAUCCUAUGGUGGAAAUAACGAUUUAAGCAACGACAGUAAUGUUUUAAGCAAAGGCAGCCUCAUGGAAGCAGGCUAUUCACAUGCCACGGUUCUAGGUGAUGCUGCAUGUGAAACUGCUGUCGUCAAACUUACUUCAACCAACCUUCUGUUUGGGUUCCUAUCAUAUAUAGCAAAAGAGAUCAAAUGGGGUGGUGCAAAACAUGAGCUUGUAGAGAAAUAUGAUGGUAGAACUAUGUAUCCAGGAUCAUCAUUUCAGGCCUUCCUCGAGGUUGUGAAGAGAAGGAGUCUACCGUGGAAAGAUGUAGAAAUGUAUCCAUGA
Molecule: messenger RNA, 378 nt
Organism: Salvia splendens (bonfire salvia)
Lineage: Eukaryota; Viridiplantae; Streptophyta; Magnoliopsida; Lamiales; Lamiaceae
Product: phytochrome 2-like
Exons: 1
Coding region: 1-378 (125 amino acids)
Biological process (GO): detection of visible light; regulation of DNA-templated transcription
Source: RefSeq, a predicted model, not a curated record